CGGCGGCGCGGGCCGCCAGCGGCCGCAGCACUGCACGGGCGAGCAAGCGGGAGAUGCCGAAGCUGCGCGGGGAAGCCUUCUGGAGGGAGACGUUGCGGAGCGCCCACUACGUGGUGGCGCCCAUGGUGGACCAGAGCGAGCUGGCCUGGAGGCUGCUGAGCCGCCGCCACGGCGCCCAGCUCUGCUACACACCGAUGCUGCAUGCCCAGGUCUUCCUCAGGGACGCCAACUACCGCCGCGAGAACCUCUACGACGAGACCUGUCCCGAGGACCGCCCGCUCAUCGUGCAGUUCUGUGCCAAUGAUCCUGAAGUGUUUGUCCAAGCAGCACUGUUGGCUCAGGAUUACUGUGAUGCCAUAGACCUAAAUUUGGGUUGCCCCCAAAUGAUUGCAAAGAGAGGUCACUAUGGAGCAUUCCUGCAAGAGGAGUGGGAUCUUCUUCAGAGAAUGAUUUUACUGGCUAACGAGAAGCUCUCUGUUCCCAUCACAUGCAAAAUCCGCGUUUUCCCAGAGAUUGACAAGACAGUGAAGUAUGCACAGAUGCUGGAGAAAGCUGGCUGCCAGCUGCUGACUGUGCAUGGCCGUACUAAAGAACAGAAAGGACCACUUGCUGGCGUGGCAUCUUGGGAGCACAUUCAAGCUGUAAGAAAAGCUGUAAACAUUCCUGUAUUUGCAAAUGGAAACAUCCAGUGUCUCAGUGAUGUGGAAGAAUGCAUCCGUAAGACAGGAGUACAUGGUGUCAUGAGUGCAGAAGGUAAUCUUCAUAACCCAGCUUUGUUUGAGGGCCGGAACCCAUUGGUGUGGGAGAUGGCUGAGGAGUACCUGGAGAUCGUGCGGAAGUACCCUUGUCCAUUGUCUUAUGUUAGGGCUCAUCUCUUCAAGCUCUGGCAUCACACGCUUCAAGUUUACCAGCAGCUGCGUGAAGAAUUAGCAAAAGUGAAGACUCUAGAGGGCAUUGUAGAUGUCAACAGGGAGCUGAAACUGCGAUGUCAGGAAGAAAUAGCUAAUCAGAAAGAAGGAGAAAAGCCAAAAGAAGGGUUGCCUUUUUUCCACUGGAUCUGUCAGCCAUACAUCAGGCCAGGGCCAAAGGAGAGAUGCAGGGAGAAUGGAGAUAGUGGAACUGAAAAAGGUGUGCGAGGAAAACGUGCUCUGGAAGAAGAGGAAGAUGGAAAUUCUGAGCUUCUGUCAAAGAAUAAACAAAAAAAGAAGUUAAGAAAUCCAAAUAAAAGCUUUGAUCCAUCUUUAAAACCCAAGUAUGCAAAAUGUGAUCAAUGUGGAAACCCUAAGGGCACUAAAUGUGUGUUUAAUAUGUGCCGAGGAUGCUGUAAGAAAAGAGCAUUCAAGGAGGUAGCAGAUUGUCCAGGUCAUGGACUACUUUUUAAGACCAAGUAUGAAAAAUCCCUUUCAUGCCAGCACAGUCAAAGAGGAAUUCAGACUCCAGAGAUCAGUCAGAGAGGAGACACAGAGGUGGGGGAGACAGCAGUGCUGAAGGAGGCUGGUGACAGUACAGGGUGAAGCUUUGGAAAUGAACAGUCCAAGAGCUCCUGCCAGACCACUACACUACUUCCCUGGGCCAAAGAAUGUGUCAUCUCCAGCUCACUGUCAGCUGUGUGAACUUCUUCCACAUAAUUAAGUUCUGGAAAAGUUUUAUUGAAGUAAAAAACUGCUUACUCAGGGAAUUAUCCUGCAUUUGAAAUAAAAGAGAUGCAAUUAAA
This is a messenger RNA of Melozone crissalis (California towhee), 1714 nucleotides long. It is a transcript of the gene DUS1L, whose product is annotated as dihydrouridine synthase 1 like. NCBI's taxonomy places the organism in Eukaryota, Metazoa, Chordata, Aves, Passeriformes, Passerellidae. Gene Ontology annotation, biological process: tRNA processing. The transcript is spliced from 13 exons. The record is from RefSeq and is a predicted model, not a curated record. Bases 54 to 1514 code for a protein of 486 amino acids. Gene Ontology annotation, molecular function: flavin adenine dinucleotide binding; tRNA dihydrouridine synthase activity.